AUGGCACCCCCAACCGCCACCGAAACAGCCUCCGUGACCCUUCAGGCCCGCCAAUCCACCCAAGAGGCAGGCUCCCAAAACGCCAAAGUGAAAAUGGGAAUGCUCAAACCUCCCGUCUUCGACGAUAAGCAUAAGGAACGAGAAUACCUCAAAGGUCGGCUUGCCGCUGCAUUCCGUAUCUUCGGCAAGAAUGGUUACGACGAGGGCGUCGCCGGCCACAUUACCCUCCGCGAUCCCGUCGACCCAACAACCUUCUGGGUGAACCCGUUCGGCGUCGCCUUCUCGCAGAUCAAAGCCUCCGACCUUAUCCUGGUGAACCACGCAGGGGAGGUCAUUGACGGCGGACCCGUGCGGAUGCUCAAUGCCGCGGCGUUUAUGAUCCAUUCGGCUAUCCACGCGGCCAGACCGGAUGUUGUGUGUGCGGCGCAUAGUCAUAGUUUGUAUGGACGGGCGUUUUGUUCGCUGGGUAGACCGCUGGAUAUUAUUACGCAGGAUGCGUGUGCUUUUUACAACGACCACGUCGUCUACACGCAAUUCAACGGCGUCGUCCUCGCCGAAGAAGAAGGCCGCAACAUCGCCACAGCCUUGGGCGACAAGAAAGCCGCACUACUACAAAACCACGGCCUCCUGACCGUAGGCCGAUCGGUCGAAGAAACAGUAUUUUGGUUCGUGAGUCUCGAGAAGUGCUGCCAUGCGCAACUCCUGGCCGAUGCGGCUGCUGCCGGGCGCGGCGGGGCGACGGUGAAGAUCGAUGAUGCCGACGCUGCAUUUACGUAUAAGACGGUCGGGACGCAUGGGGCGGGGUGGUUUAGUGCGAAGCCGCUGUUUGAUGUUGUGCAUGAGGAGACGGGGGGGAGGUAUUUGGAGUAG
Molecule: messenger RNA, 870 nt
Organism: Aspergillus melleus
Lineage: Eukaryota; Fungi; Ascomycota; Eurotiomycetes; Eurotiales; Aspergillaceae
Product: class II aldolase/adducin family protein
Exons: 3
Coding region: 1-870 (289 amino acids)
Cellular component (GO): cytoskeleton
Molecular function (GO): actin filament binding
Source: RefSeq, a predicted model, not a curated record